Messenger RNA from Nerophis lumbriciformis (worm pipefish), 2361 nucleotides. It is a transcript of the gene vamp8, whose product is annotated as vesicle-associated membrane protein 8 (endobrevin). Gene Ontology annotation, cellular component: membrane. The record is from RefSeq and is a predicted model, not a curated record. Gene Ontology annotation, biological process: vesicle-mediated transport. Lineage: Eukaryota; Metazoa; Chordata; Actinopteri; Syngnathiformes; Syngnathidae.
CUUGACGUUAGGAGGAAGGAAGUUUGAAGGGAGGGUGAAGCAACACAAACCAGGAAGUUAAACAAAGAGAAAAACCUUCGAUUAUCUUCGUCUUUGUGGCAAACUCUCCACUUUUUAAUAAUUCAACACCGUUCAAAACUCUCAACCUCGAGGAAAGUCUCUUGGGUUGCGGUGGAAAGAUGAACUACGACCCGGAGCGAGAGGGUGCAGAUCCAGCUGAAAUUGACAAAAUGGACAGGAUGAAGGAGGAAGUCAAAGAAGUCCAAAACAUCAUGACAAAUAAUGUGGACCGUAUCAUUGCUCGAGCAGAAAGACUGGACGACCUCAUGGACAAGUCAGCGGACCUGGAAGUUGGGGCCCAGACCUUCAAGCAAACGUCCACUAAAGUGGCUCGCUCUUACUGGUGGAAGAACGUCAAGCUGGUGGUGGUCAUCGUGGUCAUCGUGCUGAUCAUCGUCCUCAUCAUCAUCCUGUUGGCCACCGGCGUCAUCCCAGUCAGCGCACCUCUGCCGCCAAUUGUCUCACCCACGGAUGGCCCGUAAACACACACACGCGCACACACACACACACACACACACACAGUGAUUGUAUAUACAGACUUAAUUUAAUCCUGUAGUUGCACAGUUCCAAAAUAAUAGCACAUAUUUAGUAAACUGCUGCUGCAUCUUGGUUUUUAGGUCCAAAUGGUGACUUUUAAUUUUAUCAGUUUGGAACUUUGGCAGUUUACCACAAGAAACCCUUUUUUUUAAGUCACUGUUAAAGGACGCUACAUGAGAAGGUUUAUCGCCUUAUUCGUGACGUCCUUUAGGGCCGAAGCGUCCUCCAGCUGCUAUGUGGUUGGGAAAGUCCAAAUGGUGGCUCUCGCUUGUACUGAUGCACUUUUACAAAACGAUGUGCUUCGUUUCAAAGAAGAAAAAUGUCUAUUAUACAGUCGAAUAUGUUACAAUUUGUGUGCUUUUUGUAGUGCAGAAAAGGCAAUAAACUAGGUGUGAAACAUACAUAAAGUUUUAAAAGUGUUGAAACUAGCGUCCCCUACAGUGAAGUUAAAAGUUGACAAUGUUUAACAACAAAAGAUGUGAUGGAAAAACCACAUCCUUGUCAUCCGAGUAAUGUAUUUUUUUUAGCUUGUUUCAUUUUAGUGGACACAUAAUCGUCAUUGUGUGUUUUUUUUGUGUUGUGUGGCAAGCCUCUCACUUCCUUGCUUCACUGCUCCUCCCCCUUUUGACCCCUAAACCAAAGCAGCAGCGUUCACGCAGCGACGGGAACGUUUGCAUUUGGAGGAGCAGGAGCUUCUUAUGGGAGGAUUUGUUGCAUCGUGUCAAUAAGUCGACCGUAUUGUUUGUAUUUAAAGCGCUAUACCUCGGUAUUCUUUCGCAAGCCGUAAAAAAAAAAUUGUCCAACCAACCCAGAAUCAUACGGAAACCAAAGCAAAUUUCCCCAUGAAAAAAACAACAACGCUGAACAUUUUUUAAUGGACAAUAAUUCUAGUUUGUGAGAAAUAUGAAAAUGGAGGUACCACUUUGCUUAUGUCUUCCUUCUUUGUCUUAGUUAGUGUCCCUAAUUAAAAGGUAUUUAUUCAAUAUUAUAAUUAUGUUGUUUGUGGGCUUUUUGUAAUCACUUUCGACUCAAACUCAAAAACUGUUUGGAGAAAGAAAAUGAUUUCUUUUUUAAACUUCUUUUGACAUGAAACUCUGUUUGACUUUGUCAUGCUCCUGGUGUACAUUUAAUGUCAUCUAGUUGUUUCCAUGGUCACCUGACUCUGAUCACUUACUGGUACUACCGUAUUUUUCGGAGUAUAAGUCGCACCUGCCGAAAAUGCAUAAUAAAGAAGGAAAAACACAUAUAUAAGUCGCAUUUUUGGGGGAAGUUUAUUUGAUAAAACCCAACACCAAGAAUAGACAUAAAUAAAUAAAGAAUAGUGAACAACAGGCUGAAUAAGUGUACGUUAUAUGAGGCAUAAAUAACCAACUGAGAACGUGCCUGGUAUGUUAACGUAACAUAUUAUGGUAAGAGUCAUUCAAAUAACUAUAACAUAUAGAACAUGCUAUACGUUUACCAAACAAUCUGUCACUCCUAAUCGCUAAAUCUCAUGAAAUCUUAUACGUCUAGUCUCUUACGUGAAUGAGCUAAAUAAUAUUACUUGAUAUUUUACGGUAAUGUGUUAAUAAUUUCACACAUAAGUCGCUCCCGAGUAUAAGUCGCACCCCCUAUGAAAAAAACUGCGACUUAUAGUCCGAAAAAUACGGUAGUACUCUUAUUCACCUCUUCAACCUCAAUCAGCUGACCUGUCAGCCAGCUCUUUGCAUUAUGUGUUGGUUUUAGUCUUCUUACGUGAAAUAAAUGCAUUUAUUCUAUAUAAUG